AUGUCGUUCGAACAUGGCAUCCAACCAGACGGAUUGGCUUUAGAAUACGACAACAAUGUUGUACAGUUUGAGAGUGAUCAUCCCGAGUGGGGUAUUGAUAAAGAUGUGAAGCACCAGCGGACAGAUAGAACAGACGUAUUUUUCACGUCGAACGACCAGAACAAGUACACUCCGCGAGCAAUUCUAAUAGAUUUGGAACCAUCGGUGAUAAAUAGAGCAACUAGCGAUAUGCCCAUGUUCAAUCCUCGAAACAUACACAUGAGUGCCACAGGCAGCGGUGCUGCUAAUAACUGGAAGCGUGGGUACGAUUAUGGAAGGGAGCAUGAAGAAGAGUUGAUUAAUUUGAUUGACAGAGAAAUAGACAAGUGCGACAAUCUUUCUGCUUUCCAGCUUUUUCAUUCUGUUGCAGGCGGUACUGGGUCAGGAGUGGGAAGCUUGUUAUUGGAGAUUUUGAAUGAUCGUUAUGGUAGCAAGAAAAUACUCAGCACAUUUCUGGUUUUCCCUUCGAGUGACAAAACUUCGGACGUAGUGGUGCAGCCGUACAACACCGUCUUGACAUUGAAAAGACUCAUUGAUUUUAGCGAUGCCACUUUCGUCUUCGACAAUGACUCUUUGAAUUCUCUCGAGGCCACAUUUAUGGGCAGCAAUCCUAACAGAGGUGUAUCUCUGAAGACGGCAUUUGAAAGCGCCAAUAAGCUCAUCUCAUUUGUUGCAUGCGGCAUAACGAAUCCAUUGCGCUUUCCCAGCUACAUGUACAGUUCUUAUGAAUCCAUUGUCUCAACUUUGGUUCCAACACCAGAUUUAAAAUUCCUUUCCUCUGCCAUUGCUCCGCAUUCCCAAAUCCCAGGCGUUCCUCUGAGCCAGAACUACGUGAGCUUGAACGAAUACGACAUUGUUUUGGAGCUCCUCAAUAACAAGUAUAAGAUGAACAGAACAAUCGAAAACCCAAAGUACAUCUCUAUGCUAGAUUACGUGAUUUCCGACUCCGUGAACCAACAGGAAAUCUGGAAAGGUGUCACCAGGGCACUGCAAAGAGUUGAAUUUGUUCCGUGGGCAUCGUCCACCAUCCAUGUUGUAAAUGGUCGAAAGUCACCGUUUGCGCCCAAGGACGGGAUCAGUGGCUUACAGAUAUCCAACAACACGUCCAACAUUGGUCUUCUUACGAGAACUCUUAGACAGUACGACUUGCUUGCGAAAAGAUCGGCCUAUUUGAACUACUAUACCGACUCUGACGAUCCAAGCGAGAGACUGGAGAUACUAGAGAAGUUCAAUGAGAGCAAAGAGACUAUCUUAAGCGUCAUUGAUGAAUACAAGCAGUGCACAUCAAUGUCAUAUCUUGAGGAUGACAUUUUGGAUGAGGAAAUGAUGUCAUAA
Molecule: messenger RNA, 1374 nt
Organism: Clavispora lusitaniae ATCC 42720
Lineage: Eukaryota; Fungi; Ascomycota; Pichiomycetes; Serinales; Metschnikowiaceae
Gene: TUB4
Product: gamma-tubulin
Biological process (GO): cytoplasmic microtubule organization; mitotic spindle organization; microtubule nucleation
Cellular component (GO): spindle; cytoplasm; spindle pole body
Molecular function (GO): GTP binding; structural constituent of cytoskeleton
Source: RefSeq, a predicted model, not a curated record